CGACGACCGACCGACUUUGCCUCUCGCCUUCCUUGAUCAUCGACGUUGCUCCUUCUCAUCGCUCAGGCGCCUUCAAGUUCGCACUUUCUCCAUCCAAACCGUCGCCGCAGUUGUGUCUUUCCUAUUGCGCCGCAGCGAUCGCACCUUCCUCUUGCCGUAUCACACAUAUCCCCGAUAGCACCUCUUCCGCCAUCUUCGUCGCUAUGGCCGCAAACGCUGGAAAUCAGCCUCGCCCCUACGCUCAAGCCGCUGCCCAACAGCAGACUAACGGUGGUCCCCCAAUGCCUACUCCAAUGCCAGGCGCCGUACCUCUACUCCCAAAUCAAGGUCGUAUCAUACAGCAGGGACCCAUACGGGUUCUGUGCAUUGCAGAUGUCAGAGGCAACCUUCGUUCUUUGAAUGAGCUCGCGCGUGAGGCAAGGGCUAGCUACAUUAUUCACACAGGUGACUUCGGUUUCUAUGACGACCGCUCGCUAGAUCGCAUCGCAGAGAAAACUCUACGACAUGUCGCCCAGUACUCGCCGCUACUUUCAGAGUCUGUCAAACGCCAGAUUGCACAGUCACCGCCACAGCCGUCGAUUAAGGACAAGAUUCCAAGAGACCAACUCCCGCUUUCAGAGCUGCCCUUAUUUCUGAACGGAACGUACAAAUUGGACGUACCCGUCUACACAGUCUGGGGAGCAUGUGAAGAUGUGCAAGUCCUAGAAAAAUUACGGUCCGGAGAAUAUAAAAUCAACAACCUAAACAUCAUCGAUGAGGCAAACUCUCGAUUACUCGAUAUUGGAGGUGUCAAGCUACGACUCUUAGGUCUUGGUGGUGCUGUAGUCAUGCACAAGCUAUUUGACAACGGCGAGGGCAGGACGACCAUUGCCGGAGGUCAGGGAACUAUGUGGACGACGCUGCUGCAGAUGGGCGAAUUAAUCGACACGGCAAACCGUGUCUACGACCCUACGGAGACUCGUAUAUUUAUCACUCAUGCAUCGCCAGCACGUGAAGGGCUACUAAAUCAGCUGUCUGUCACACUCAAGGCAGACUUCUCGAUCUCGGCUGGACUUCACUUCAGGUACGGCAGCUCGUACAACGAAUUCAGCGUAAACCCUACACUAGAUCACUACCGCGGGAAGCUUGCCGCUUCACAUGCAUCUUUCGAUGACGUUUGGCAGACCGUCAAGAAUGAAGUAGAACCGGCGGUAGAAGAUAACGAAUCCCAGAAACGCCUCCUGUCAUACGCGCUAGAUCUCGUUUCGAAGAUGCCUCAAGUAGCAAAUGGUGGUAAUCCUUUCGGCGGUCAGUCGGCACCAGGCAGCGGCACCAUCGACGAGAGUGCAUUCAAAAACAUGUGGAACUUCAACUUGGCGGAUGCAGCAUAUGGCUGGCUUGUGCUUGACAUUGAGGGUGGACGCAUCGGUACCGAGAUGCGGGCCCAGGGCUUCAACUUCGCACACCGUGGUGGAAAAGCACAACAAAGUGCGCCUGCAGUACCAGCGCCUACAACAAGUGCACCAACAACUGGAAAUACACAAGCCCCGUCCUCGCAACCACCCCCUUCACAAUCAAGCCGUGCGCCUUCCGGUCCAACCACGCAGACCCGUCCAACAGGCCCUCAGCCGGCACGAUCACCAGCACCCGCAACGCCCAAGGAGCCAGGCAAAUCAACAACUCCUCAACCACCAGCCACGUCGACGGCCUCGCAAGCACCAGUUGAGAAGGAGGCCAAGACCAACGGUACUGAAAAAUCCGGUGACUCUUCGAAAGAUCCACCUCAGGACCGCAAACCUGUCCAAGCCCUUUUUAUUCGCAACGUCAAAUCCGAUAAUGAUGCAUGCAAUUUAGUUGCCGAGGAGGACCGAGCAAAUAUCGACCACGUCGAGCAUCGCGGUUCCGCAUACAUUGUGCAUUUCAAGGGCCACAAAGAGAUGACUGAUGCAUUCGCUCGUCUUCCUGCUGAACUCAAAGAGCGCCAGAGUGACCCAAGCAAGCCUACCGUAGCUGUGUACCGCGAACCAGCGCACCGCGGUGGUGCGCCAAGAGGAGGUGCAGCCGGUAACUGGGGUCCCAGACCGGCGGGGUCAGCUCCCGGGUAUCGGUCUGCGAGCGAUUCGGAAGGUGGCCGUGGAGGGAUGAGAGGCGGACGAGGAACAAGAGGCGCGUCGAGAGGUGAUAGAAGUGGACGUGGCGGACGAAGUGGGGCUGGAGCUCGUGGAGCCUCCGGAAAGGGCGCUGAAAGUAGUGCAACUCCGAGCAACGAUUCAAAACCUGCACCAUCGGGAGGUGAUUCUUAGGUGACUUCCUAGUCAGUAUGACCGCGGAUACGCACUAAGCUCGACUGCUGCGGCGCAUCGGCUUUCUCUGCAUCGGCGCCUGGAGUGUUCUGCUUUUGACUUUGAAAAUUUCGUUAUUCAUUGUUGACCCUGAAAGGAUCUCGGAUGUGCGUCACCUGCGCGCUCUGAAUGCUUCGACUGAGCUCAGCCAGGCUGAGUUUGCAAAGAGGCUUCUCAUUCAAGAGAUUUUUAAUCCAUAGGAGUUCCAAUCGGAAUUCCUUUUUUUAGAAGAAAAUGGAGAGGAAACUAGGUCAUCGAUUAACUCUCUCUUUGGGCGUUCUUGUCUUCAUCAUAAUUAUUAGCACCAUCACUAGGUGGUGAAGUCACGAGGGCAUGUGCUUCUAUCGCCUUGCUGACUAACCUUGCUCCUUGUGUAACUCGUGAAGGAGUGGAUGGUAGGAACGGAGAGAUGAUCGGCUGGACGUUAAGAGUUGUGCUCACUAUGCAGUCGAGAUGAGGUAAAUAGAGCGCCUUCUCCUUUUCUAGGUAUUUAUUCAGAAGUGUAAUCUAAAAAAAAUAUGGGAUGAUACUGUCAGAGGUGAACUUGUCGAGUAACAGUCAAGAGUCG
Messenger RNA from Verruconis gallopava, 2889 nucleotides. RefSeq lists its product as uncharacterized. The record is from RefSeq and is a predicted model, not a curated record. The coding region runs from base 204 to 2282 and encodes 692 amino acids. Lineage: Eukaryota; Fungi; Ascomycota; Dothideomycetes; Venturiales; Sympoventuriaceae. The transcript has 4 exons.